This is a messenger RNA of Apis florea (little honeybee), 6534 nucleotides long. RefSeq lists its product as uncharacterized. Lineage: Eukaryota; Metazoa; Arthropoda; Insecta; Hymenoptera; Apidae. The record is from RefSeq and is a predicted model, not a curated record.
GUAUCAUUCGUUUCUGUAGAGAAGAAAUAAGAGGAAAAAAAUAAUUGCAAAAUUGAGCGCAGUAUUUAAGAGGAAUCAACGCGGAGAUUCGCGGAAAAACGCGGUUCAGGUUUUCGCGGUAUCCCACACAACCGACCCAGAGAGAAGAUGCCCCGAAGCAAGCGAGACUCGACGGCGCCUGCGUGACCAUGUGACGCCAUUGGCGAACCGGGUAGCUCGUCCGCUAGACAUUCAGUCUCGCCUCAGCAUCGAACGAGGUUGUGUGUGUUUACGGCGCAUAUUGCUCGGCAAACCAAUAUCACGGAAGUAGUCGAAGCCUGAGUUAACUGACGGUUAACGUAUUCGAACGUGUAAAAAUACGGGAUCACGUGACAUCCAACGAGUCUUAACGAGAGUUUUAUCUCGAAGCUGAGUGCACGAGUUACAUUUUCCACGUCGUUCGACUGGAACGGAUCGGUCGAAAUCGAUCGAAACAUCGUCAAAGGACGAAAGGUGUGAAACGAGUCCAACGAGAUAAAAAGGAAAGAAGAGAUCGAAGAGAGAAAUAAAAGGGAUCGCCGCGAAACUUGUUCCCUCUACCGAGAACUAUCGUUUGAACGGACAAUUAACACGCGAUACACGCGCGUUCCUUCUUUAUUUUUUCCUACGUUCACGGAAUCAGUCUGUCGUCUGACGAUAAUCCUCGCGUCCCCUCGUACCGUUCCAAUUAACGUUCCAGUGAUAAACACGUGUCUCCGGGAGUGUACGAAACGGCAAGAAAGGACGACUAGACAAGCAAAUUUGUUCGUUCAUGUCUCAGACGAUGCCCUUGUCGUUCGACAAGUGACAAGCUCUAAGGGAACAUACACGUAUACACGUAUAUAUAUACAUAUACAUAUACAUAUACAUAUACAUACACGCCACGUAUCGGUAUAUUGGGCUCCGUGAGCAUCGCGGAGAGAGUACAUGCAACGAUCAGGUGCGUUAUCGCGUGUGUCGCUUGAUCGUUUCUCUUACUAUGCACACUGAGAGGUACCCGAUUACUAUGAGAGAAUGAGCUGCACGGUGAAGAUUUCGUGUGGGAAGAACUGGAGCGGAUCGCAGCGAAGGAUCAACUCCCUCGCGGAGGAAACGACGUGUCCUACGGGUGGAAGUGCGAGCUGCGCCGGCCUAGCGGGCCAACCGACAGCCGUAGUGUCGACCACAGCCACCACGUCUACGUCGACCAUUACCAACACCGUCAAUCCGAGCACGCUGACCACCAGUAGCCAGAGGCUCGCGCCGUCGCGUCCUGUCAAGUCGAUCACCGCUAAAAAAGGGGAGGAUACCACGAAACUGCUCAAGUACAUCGACGAUAACGUCAUCGGCAAGAACGGCACGUUCUUCGGACCAUUCGGCCGCAGGAAAGUGGUAUACUGCGACUACACCGCCUCCGGAAGGUCACUGCAAUUUCUCGAGGAGUACAUCGCGAAGGAAGUGCUGCCAUAUUUGGGCGACACCCGAGCGUCCACCUCCAUCUGCAGCCUCCAAUCCUCUCUGUUCAGACACGAAGCCAGAGACAUCGUCCGACACGCGGUGGGAGCUGGAGAGCAGGAUGCGGUUCUUUUCACGGGUCAAGGCACGGCGGCUGCCCUCCGCGCGCUUCUGCGACACCUCGACCUCUCGAAGUCAACCGUGGUCUUCGUUGGACCGUUCGAGCAUCACGCGAAUCUCCGCCCUUGGCGGGAGCACGGAGUCAGGAUAAUACGAGUGUCGGAGACCAGGGAGGGCUUCUUAGACUUGAACGAUCUCGAUCGAAGCUUGAUCAAGAUGCGAUCCGAGGGUGUUACGCAAAUGAUUGGAUGCUUCAGCGCUGCCAGUUGCAUAACCGGGGUUUUGGCAGAUGACGUCGCCACGACCCUCCUCCUCCAUCAGUAUGGGGCGCUCAGUAUCUGGGAUUACACCACAGCAGCCCCGUACGUGCAAAUCGACAUGAACCCACAUCUGCCCGGUGUCGGUGAGACGACCGUGCACAAAGACGCGAUUAUUUUCGCCGGGCACAAAUUCAUCGGCGGGGUCCAAUCCCCCGGGGUGCUCGUGACCAAACGGUCCCUGCUCAAAGAUAAAAUUGCCACGGAGGACAUGAGGGACUCCCAUCACUAUCACCGGGACGCGGAACUCCGCGAGGAGAGCGGCACCGCGGGUGUCGUGGAGGCCAUCAGAUGCGGACUCGCGGUACAACUGAAGGAGAACGUGACGCCUCGAGCGAUCGUCGCUCGUCAAGAUAAGAUUUCCAGGCAAGUGUUGGCACACGUACGCACGAUCCCGGAACUGAUCCUGCUCGGCAGCGGCUCGCAGAAUGUUAAGAGGCUGCCGAUCUUCUCGUUCAUGGUUCGUCACCCGCGGGGCACGUUCCUUCACCACAACUUCGUGUGCGCCGUGUUGAACGACGUGUUCGGUAUACAGGCGCGUGGCGGGUGCGCGUGUGCCGGCCGUUACGCUCACGACCUGAUGGGGAUCGACCAACAACUCGCCAAGGAAUACCAGAAAGCUUUGAUAGAGGGGGAGCGGAACACGGAGAAGAACGAGGAGACGAACGCGGAGGGUUUGAGGCCCGGAUUCGCGAAACUGUCGUUCCCCUUCUUCAUGUCCGAGGCGGAGGUCGCUUUCGUUCUGGAGGCGUUGAAAAUGGUCGCGACGGAAGGGUGGAAAUUGUUGCCGCAAUACGUGUUGAACCCGGACACGGGCGAAUGGAGGCACCACACGAACAGCGUGUUCAAAGAGCGAAAGUGGCUGAGCACGAUCAGAUACACGGACGGGAAGAUGAACGCUUCCGAGAGGCGGGUAUCCGGCACCGGUGUGCUACCCCAGAACUACGGCGAUUGUUUGCAGACGGCGCGUAACAUCUUCAACAGGGCGAGGAAAAUGGCGCAGAGGUAUCCGCUCCAGAUAGACCGUAGCUACAAUUUCGCGUCGGAACGGUUCGAGUCCCUUCGAUGGUUCAUGCUGCCAUGCGAGGCGCAGGAUCUCCUUCUGGGCAACUCGCAGAACGUGAAGCAAGACGUGCCUUUCAAUCCGAUCCUCUCCUGGAACAAGCAUCACGGCCACCACACGCCGACCACCACCCACGACAGCCUGCUCAAUUCCCUCGCCCUUGCAAACAGUAUCCGCCGAUUGAACAGCGACAUCCCCCGCACGGGAAACGUCCCGAUCUCCCCCAAUUCGCCCAGACAUCGAAGCCUUCCCGCGUUGAGCUCGGCCAGGAAGACGCUGUUGAACGCGACCGAGUUCCACCGUCACCCGUCCCCCUCCUCCGGCCCAGCCAGCGGAUCCAACGAGGAGGAGCAUCGUCGCCCGUCGUCGUCGACCGUGGAGACGGAUCGAAACACGGUCGUCGAGCCGAGCAAAGGUCAGAGAUCGCCCGCCACUUGCCCGAGCUCGCCGACUCCGGUGAGAUUCGCGGUGGGCGAGGCCGUCACCCCGUCGGCCCUGGGCGCGAUGCCCAUGUCGGGCAACAGGCCUGGCAAGGAGCUGAUGAUGCACGAGGCCUCGAACGCGGGCCGAGUCAGGUGCAACUCGCUCGGCAGUACGAGCGGCGGCGCGGAUCCCGCCAAUCGAAACGUCGCGUCCUCCUCGUCCUCCCCGAUCCCCCCGCUCCCCCUCAGCCCGCAAACGUUGACCAGCCUCGGCCUGAGCGGGAACAACGGCAACAACUACUCGAAGCACAGGCGCCACCAUUGCAGCUGCAGCAGCCAGACGGAUUUGAACUCGUUGGAGUUGGACAACGGGAGCCCGAGCCACUCGAUCUUGUCGUUGAAUUGUCACACCGCCACCUCGCCCCCCUCCUCCUACUCGUCCGUUAGCGAUUACACGGAGAAGUUCGUGGGCGGCGGCAGGUCGUCCCCGAUCUCGGGGAACGGGGGCCAAAGGUCGGAGGACGAUCUGAGGGCUUACGUGAAGGAGAUGACGAAGGAGCUCGCGACCGAGAUCAAGUCGGAGAUACGGGAGGUGAUCUCGAAGGUGGACGACGCCCUGUCGGAGACGAACACGUCCGAGAACACGCCGCAGCAUCACUCGAGGAAUCUGGCCGCGGUCGGCCAGCUCUCGGUCGAGGAGAAACAGACGAGGCACGAUUCGUUCACGGCCAGCGACAUCGCGGAAUACCUGAUGGAGUUCUCCAAGGAGAUGGCCAGCGAGGUCAAGUCGGAGAUCAGGUGCAUGGUGAACGCGGUGGACGGGUUGCACAGGCACUCGCCGGACGCGUCCGCUUCCGACGUUUCCUCGAACGGUUGCGGCUCGCCCGACCGGGCGGGGAGAGGAGGAGGAGGAGGAGGGAUCGUGCAAGCGUCCGCCAGAAUAUCGGCCAGGCGAAGCGGGCCGAUAGAGAUCUCGGGGAAGGUGGGCGAGUUGACGCAGCAGGAGAGCAAGAUGUCGAGCGAGUGCUCGUCCGACGAGACGGUGAUAUACGUGAUGAAGCCGGCCGAGAACGAGCAGGUGGUUCGCAAGCGGUCGAAAACGGACGACGCGGAGGAGCACGCGGUCCACGACCUCGACGACGAUCUGAACGACGACGAUUCCCAAGAGCGGGCAUGCUUGGAGAUAGGGGACGCGAGAAAGGUGCUGCCGAAAAUCUACUCCGCGGUGAACUCGGUCAGCUCCCAGGACAGCGGUAUCAAUCUGUCGUUUCACGAGAGCGACAAAUCCCUCGACUCGAUGGAUUUGAAGCGCAGCAGCAGCGCCGAGUCGAACUCGACCAACAGUUACGGCCGCAAGCCGAGGACUUGCUCGAUGACCGCGCUACCGUCCAACAAGUCGAACAGUUGCAACAGGCAACAGGCGGCCCGUCAGAACGACGAUUUCUCCGAGGACGAGGAAUGCUCGAGCAACGACUUGAAGGAGGAGGAGGACGGGGACGCGGCUAGUUCGUUCGGGACGAAGGAGGAUGGUGGUGGAAAGGUGGAGGCGUGCCGUGCCCAGUGGCAUUGCCCGCCGAAGAACAUAUGGAAGCCGGCCGUCGAGGCGAUGCAGGAGUUCGACAUGAUCCGGGACAACGAUCGGGUGCUGGUUUGCUUGUCGACCAAUUGCAAGAGCUCCCUCUCCUUGUUGCACGCGUUGCACCAAUACCGGUUCUACGUCAGGUCGAAGGUCGACUUCGAGAUCGGCGCCGCGACCGUGGACCCGAGCGGAUCCAACCCCGUGGAACUGGCCGGCUAUCUCAAGAGUUUGAACGUCCCUUACUUCCACGAGGAGCGGGAGGAGGAGGAGGGGGAGGAGGAGGAGGAAGAGGAGGAGGAGCAGCAGCAGCAGCGGAGCGAGGAGGGGAAGCGCAACAGCGGGGGGUUGGAGGAGGGGGUGGACGCGAGCGGAGCGUGCAGCUUUUGCGAUCGUGGGACCAGGGCGCAGUUGUACGCGAUCGCCAAGCGACACGGUUACAACGUUCUGGCUGUGGGCCAACACUUGGACGAUCUGACCGAGGGUUUCCUCGUCUCGGUGUUCCACGGCGGCAAGCUGAGAACCAUGAAAGCCCACUAUUACAUUCGCCGUCAAGAUCUGAGGGUCGUGCGCCCGUUCGUUUACGUACGGGAGAAGGCGUUGAGGCAGUUCGUCGAGACCAAGAAGCUGUUGGUCUCGCGGGGAAUCGGGUCGAGCGACCUUCCCGAGAAGCAGAAACGAAGCAAGGAGCUGAUACUUCAACAACAAGAGCGCGCUUACCCUCGCCUCUACUGGUCCCUGAGAACCGCUCUCCGGCCAUUGAUCGACGCCCACGAGCAACAGAUCGAUCUGGACCUCGUCUCGCCCGUGGUGAACACGCCGGGGAGCAGUUCGAGCGGUUCGAGCAGCGGUUGCUGCAGCUUGGCCGUGACGGCGACCAACAACGGCGGUGGGCAGCAGAAGAGGCAGCAGCGAACUCGAGCGAAGGCGAAUUCCUCGAUCUCGUCGGUGACGUCGGGCCAGUGGCAGGCGGCGGGGCAGCAGGACGAGAACGAGGAGACGGACGAGGAGCCGGUCCUUUGAGGGAGACCCGUCGCGAGAUGGGAUUUCAAUCGUGAUUCGAUCUCAUCCUCGCAUCGCCGUCGAAAAUUACCGUCAUCGGCGUUCUCCUCCGUAAUCAGGAGGAGGAGAAUGCGUUUCGCCGCCGCGGCCAAGAUUCCAAAUCCCGAGGGAGGAGAAUGCUAAGGGAGAGGGGAGUGAAUCGAUGAUGACUCGUUGUUUCGGGAACACCGUCGAUCGAUCUGAUGAUGAAACGAAACGGCGCGUGUCGCUCAUUCGAACGCGUAUUCCUCAUCUUCCGGACUCUCAAGGAUCUCGUUAGGCUGUUCUUCUCCCGCCGCACCGAAACUUCCUUCGAUCGAUCGUUUGUUCGAACGAUCGAGAGGACCGCGUUCCAUCGGAGAUCCUUCAAAUUUUCUCCAAUCGGAUUAGACCUCUGAUUCCGGUUUUACGCGGUUUCUCUAUUUCGGUUUCGCGAACAUGCUCUUAACGGAUCGUUUCGUGAACGUUUUCGUUUCACGCCUUGAGCGUUCUCCAAAAAAGGAGAGAGAGAGAGAGAGAGAGAAGAACGUCGAUGCACGAAAA